This is a messenger RNA of Python bivittatus (Burmese python), 3124 nucleotides long. RefSeq names its product FKBP prolyl isomerase 10 (gene FKBP10). NCBI's taxonomy places the organism in Eukaryota, Metazoa, Chordata, Lepidosauria, Squamata, Pythonidae. The record is from RefSeq and is a predicted model, not a curated record. Gene Ontology annotation, molecular function: peptidyl-prolyl cis-trans isomerase activity; calcium ion binding. Gene Ontology annotation, cellular component: endoplasmic reticulum.
UGGCCCCGUUCUUUCCCGUCCCUCCUCCCCCCCCCCAUCCCAACGCAGCCUACAACCUCGAAGGGCAGCCUCCUUUCUCCCUUUUGCACGAUUGUGCCAUCAGGGAAGAUCAUGAGUUUGCUCUGCCUUAUCUUCGCCCUGAGUUCUUGGGGGGUUCACGGCUUGGGAGACCCCGGUCCCUUAGAGGAUGUCGUCAUUGACAGAUACUACAUCCCCAAAGUGUGCUUGCGAGAAGUCCAGAUGGGUGACUUUGUCCGCUACCAUUACAAUGGGACCUUUCAAGACGGCACCAAGUUUGACUCCAGCUAUGACCGAGGUGCCACUGUGGCAGGUGUAGCAGGUGUGGGACGACUCAUCACUGGGAUGGACAGGGGCCUGCAGGGCAUGUGUGUGAAUGAGAGGAGGCAUCUCAUUGUGCCACCUCACCUUGGCUAUGGCAGCAUCGGUGUUGCUGGUCUGAUCCCACCAGACACCACCCUGUAUUUUGAUGUCAUCUUGCUUGACAUUUGGAACAAAGAAGACAAGUUGCAGGUCACCACCCUCUACAAGCCACAACAGUGUAAUCGCACAGUGGAAAAUUCAGACUUUGUACGUUACUACUAUAAUGGUACUCUUCUGGAUGGGACCCCUUUUGACACCAGCUAUGGAAAAGACAAUACUUAUGACACCUAUGUGGGUACAGGCUGGCUAAUCAAAGGUAUGGACGAAGGCUUGCUAGGCAUGUGUCCAGGAGAGAAGCGGCAAAUAAUCAUGCCUCCUUUUCUGGCCUAUGGAGAAAAAGGCUAUGGUACUGUCAUCCCCCCGCAGGCGUCUCUGGUUUUUUAUGUUCUUCUGAUGGACUUGCACAAUCCAAAAGAUAGUAUCUUCCUGGAGCACUUGGAAGUGCCAGCAACAUGCAAACGCAAGGCUGUAACUGGAGAUUUUGUGCGGUAUCAUUACAAUGGCACUUUGAUGGAUGGGACCCUCUUUGAUUCCAGUUAUUCACGGAAUCAUACUUACGACACUUAUAUUGGGAAAGGCUAUAUCAUCUCUGGAAUGGAUCAAGGACUACAAGGGGUCUGUGUUGGUGAAAGAAGACGGAUAAUAAUUCCUCCUCAUUUAGCCUAUGGAGAAAAUGGGGCAGGGAGCAAGAUACCGGGCUCAGCUGUCCUUGUAUUUGACGUCCAUGUCAUUGAUUUCCACAACCCCACAGAUCCAGUAGAGAUAGAAACCAUCUUCCGCCCUGCAGACUGUAACAUUACCACUCAGGAUAGAGAUUUUGUCCGUUAUCAUUAUAACUGCUCACUUCUGGAUGGCACCAAGCUUUUCUCCUCGCAUGAUUAUGAACAUCCUCAAGAAGCCACCCUGGGUACCAAUAAGAUCAUUGAAGGCUUGAACAGUGGCCUACUCAGCAUGUGUGUGGGAGAGAAGAGGACCGUCAUUGUUCCUCCACAUUUGGGGCAUGGUGAAAGUGGUGCCCGGGGUGUACCUGGAAGUGCUGUUCUUCGCUUUGACAUAGAACUUUUACACAUGGAAGUAGGUGUUCCAGAAGGGUAUUUGUUCAUCUGGCAUGGUGAGCCACCAGAAAACCUGUUUGAAGCCAUGGAUCUGAAUAAGAAUGGUGAAGUCCCAUCAGAAGAGUUCUCCACAUUCAUUAAGUCCCAGAUUGCAGAGGACAAAGGACAUAUGAUUCCAGGCAUUGAGCCGGAAAAAGUAAUCACAGACAUGUUUCAGAACCAAGACCGGAAUAAGGAUGGGAAGAUCACAGCAGAGGAACUGAAGCUGAAGUCAGAUGAGGAUCAAGUUAAACAUGAGGAACUUUAAAAAAUGAAGAAUCCUUUUUUAAAAGCACUCCAGUUUGGUGGCCCUUUCCCUAUUUUGGGGAGCAAAUUGGUCCCCAAUCACUUCCAGUGUUAGACUGGAUAUAGGAAGCCGACAGGAUUUGUUCCACAUUUGGUGUUGCUUUGACUGCAUAUUAUUGGGAACUAGUUAAAUGAGAUCAUGAUUGAACAAACCAAACCCACUGGACUAACAGAAUGAUGAUAAAUCUCCCAAUUCACUGGUGGUGUGUUUUUCCCGAGACCAACUUCUCCCACCUUAACUGCAUUCUGCUUAUUUCCUCAAGAUUGACUACAGCAGAUUGUCUUGCCCAGAAAUAAUUAAAUUAACCCAGAUAUUCUAUUUGGAAUCUGUGUAUUCACCUGUCCAAAUCAAGUAAGGUUGAAUUUCCUAUCAGGAAACCUGGACAGGGUCAUUGGAGCCAAAUAAGCAAUAACAGGACUCUUUGCAUUCAGAGACUAUUUUCAGGCUUUCAAGGCAAAGAAAGCCUGAAUUUAUUUUUCUUUUUGGUCAAAGUUAGACUAAGCAGGAAUUAAAACAAAAACACGCAACAUACAGUAAUAAUUUUCCGGGCAAUAUUCCUGCACCAUGUUGAAAGGAUUUAAUAGGUUCAGACUUUUAUCAUGACUUUGAAUUUCUUUAACUGCUGUUAAAAUGUACAGGGCUGUUUGAUGAAUAUCUUGAAAAUCUAGAGUGUCUUGAUCAGAAGGGCAUGAACAUAACUUACUUUCCUUAUAUCAGCUCUGAUUGCAUUUUUCUCUCAGUUAAUGGUGAUUUGUGGUUAGCUGAUAAAAUUAAAAUCCUUUAAUCAUUAAAAUUCUUGAAAGCAGCAUAAAAUGUGCAGAACACUUAUAGUUAUACUGACUUAUAAGAUGUUUUUGAAGGGCAGUACACACAACUAUUUGUAGUGUUUGCACACAAUACACACACACACACUAGUGAAACCUUCCCCAAACUAGUAUCUUACAGAAAUAUUUUGAUUUCAAUUCCCAUGCCUUUUUGUUUGAGAAACUGAUUUUCUCUCAUGCAUUUCAAGUUGUACAUCAAGUCAUCCAAUAAAGAUGAUAGGAACAUAGCAGCUACAUCUUUUGAAGGCCACUUCAUUCACCAGUGGAACAAAUAUUUAUCAUCAUACAUAGGCUACAAAAUUAAAUGUACUAUCUCAUGUUUCACCCACCUAAAGUCUAGGACCCAUUCUUUUUUACGCAAUUGCCAGAACAUUCAGAAAUUUACAGUAUCCAGAAUUCUUUAGGAGAACAGAAAAGGCAUAACAUUAAGGACUGAAAUCAGUUAAAUCACUACUAAA